GAACAGUAUCGUUCAAACCGUUGUGAGGGGAGGACGCACGUGUCUAUGUCCUCCUGAAGUUUCGUUACGAAAAUAGUAUGGUGCAUUUUCGAUAUCUCAAAUGUUGAGUGUGUGACAUUAUUACUUGUGCGAAGUGCUUAUUUGGAAUUAUAUGACAGAAUUUUUUUUUAUAUUUUCUGUGUAGUUGAAGGAUUUAUACUAAUAUUGCAGUGUGGCGAGUGUUAGUAAUAAAUAUGUGGUCAAGAUGAAGUUGUGGAAAAGCCUUAAGAUAUCAAUAGGCAAAACCGAUCCUAAAAACUAUCCACACGGACUUCCGCAGUGGGGACAGGGCUACGAACUAGAUGUUUUCAAAUCUCAGACCUCCUUAUCAACGGAUUCGGGUCUCUGUACAGAGAGAGGUCUGAGACGGACACAUAUUGAACUAAUUAAACCGCCGGGGAAACGCAUCGGACUAAAACUGGCAGGUCGUUCCGAGCCGGGCGUAGUUCCAUCAAUAGUUGGGUUCACGAAAGACUCGGUAGCAAAUGAUUCGGAUCGAUUAGCUCCAGGUGAUAGAAUAUGUAGUGUUAAUGGUAUCUCAACAGCAAGAUUAACUAAUGAUGAAGUACUGAGGUUGUUAGAUAAUGUGGAAGAAAGGGCAUCGUUGGAAGUAGAAUACUAUAUGCCAAACUAUGCUUCACAGAGUUCUCUUUAUAUUACAACCAAGCUAGCAGAGGUACCGGUUGAAAAAAUAAAUGGCUCUCUGGGAGUAACAAUACGAGGUGGUUUACCCGAAAACUCAUCGUCUAGUGCUGAUUUAGUUUUAAACAGCAGGUCUCUAGAUGCAUUACCUUUAGUCGUCACUCAUAUUAGGCCAGGUGGUGCUGCCUAUAAUACGUCUAGGAUAAAACCUGGCGAUAGGCUUUUAAAAGUCGACCAUAUCUCUUUAACAAAUAAAACACUAUCAGAAGUUCAUCAUAUACUCCAAAGUUGUCCUCAAGUGACGAGUCUUACAAUUGAAUACGAUGUGUCGAUAAUGGAAUCGGUUAAAUUAGCAACCGGACCUCUACUAAUUGAAAUCGAGAGACCGUGUAAUGAGGAUUUAGGGUUAUUUUUAAGCAAUCAAAGAUACUCUGACGAUGUUUAUAGUUCUGGAUCUGAUACUUAUCAAAGAGUUGGAACUAGCAAUGCUAUUUACAUAGACAGUAUCCUUCCAGCUAGUAUCAGUGAUCGAUGUGGUGCAUUACAUCCUGGAGAUCAGCUCCUCGCAUUUGAUGACCACGUUAUAGAUGGUAACAACUACACAGCAGAGGAGGUUAUGUGCUAUCUUGAAAACUGCGAGGCUGGUUUUACAAGAUUACAUAUUGCCCCACGACACAUACUGAGCCACGGCGGAAGAUUUACUAGAGAUAAUUCAAUGUCGGGUUCAUCAACUUUAAAUCCUAAAAAGCAUCGGCAAUGGAAUUAUCGACAGAGCUCCAUGCCUAAAUUAGGUCCACAAGAAGAUUACGAUGGUCAGCAGAAUUACAUGAGUUUGGGCAUGUGUCGUAGUGAAUCGUUGAAUAUACAACUGGAAGUGCCUCCAGGACAAACCAGCGGUUUGGCAGUUCAUGAUGAAAACGGUCUCUUAAUUAUAUCACACGUUGCCACACAGUCACCGGCGUAUCGAACCGGCUGCUUACAAGUUAGAGACCGAGUAAUGUCUAUUAAUGGUCACGAGAAUCUCACUUGUGAUGUAGCCAAUGAGAUAUUACAGAGGAGAAACGACUCUCACAAUCCUAAAUACCUCACCCUUAAUAUUGAAUUCAGUAUGCCUAAUGCUAUUGAAGCUUCAAGUGGAGUGUUUAACGUUAAGCUCGCCAAAACGUCAGCAGGUCUCGGCGUAACAAUAACAGGCUGCAAACAGAAGUUGCUUACUAAUGAAGAACCCAUGGUAAUAUCAGAUAUCAAGCCAGGAUCUGUUGCUCACCGAAGCGGCGCUUUGGCACCAGGGGACCAACUUCUCGCCAUAAACGGACAGCCUUUACAUAACCUGUCCCUGGACACAGCCUUCAACAUACUUCAGAAUUCACCAGAAGACAUAAUAACUUUGAAAAUACGAAAGCGUGAUCUAACGGAAGACUGGUCCAAUAUUCACAAACAUAACGCAAAAUUGACAUUACAGAGCUUCAGUAACAUUGAAACAAAGGCUGUCGUUCAUAGCGGGGAAGAUUCAGGUCACCAUACGGGUAGUCCCAACAAUAGUGCCAAAGAUAGUGAAAGAAGUCACGGCAGUGAUAAUGGAACUGUAGUUUUUAUGGUUGAGUUGAUAAGACAAGAAAACGGUCCCCUAGGACUUACGAUAGCGGGAAGUGAAGACGUCACACAGGCCAUCUUAUUAAGUGGUUUGGUUGAAGGUGGACUAGCUGAAAAAUGUGGGAAAUUGUCAGUCGGGGACGAAUUACUGAGUAUUAAUGGAGAAAGCGUGUUGAAUAAACCAUUAUCGGAGGCCAUUAAACUAUUACAACAGAGCGGGAAACGCGUUCAACUACAAAUGUGUAGAAAAAUAACUGGUUCCCUUGACUGUGCUGAAUCUAGUGUACGGGAUUCCAGUCAUUCCACAUCCAGUCCAGGGCUCUCAAACGACAGCGCUGUUGAAUCCUGGGAUCAAAACACGCCAGUUAGAGUUAGUGCUAAUUGCGGUAAUUCCGAAGUAAUAGAAUAUGCGGUUCCCGACAAGAGCCGAAUAAUAGAUAAGCAGCCCUACUCACCGACAGAUGAGGAUAAACUUUUAGCUUGUAGUUUCAAUUCAACAACUCCGUACACGGUGCACGAUUUGCCUCUCCCGAAUUAUUCACUCAAUAAUUCUCUGAAGACCUUCCACUACGAAAAUACAUGUAUCAUUCCAGAGAACACUUUGAAAAAUAAACAGAAUAUAACAAGAGAAGAUGAUGUUCAACAAAUUGAAAUUCUGACAAGCAACAUGAAAGACUGUCAGUUACAUAAUAUGGAAAAAAGUUCGUGUAAAUGUGAUUAUGUACAAAUGGGACCUUAUGGUAUCGUGUCACCAAAAAAUAGACGCCCAAAUUGGGACAGCGAUUACUUGAGUAAUGGUAUUUACACUGUCACAACUCCACAGAAGUCACCCUUAAAGCCAAAUGUUCCCGGCCCCAGUUUUCAGUUUACAACAAGUCCUAUUUAUGAAAACGACGUACCCAGUAUUUAUGGUAGUGAAACUCUUUCACCAGCUCGAGGUUCUGUCCAUCACGUAAUUUUAUAUAAGGACGCAAUUUAUGAUGACUAUGGAUUCUCUGUAUCCGAUGGGUUGUAUGAAAGAGGAGUGUAUAUUAAUCGUAUAAGGAAGGGAGGGCCGGCUGAUAUAGUAGGGCUGUUGAGACCCUACGACAGAAUUUUACAGGUGAACGGCACAAGAACUGUGGACUACGACUGCUGUCUUACAGUGCCUUUGAUAGCAGCAGCCGGAGAUAGGUUGGAAAUUGUUGUCCAAAGGAAUGUUACAUCUAGAGAUCUCAAAAACCAGAGACAUGAAGACAGUUCAAGCCCUAGUGAAAGUAGUAUCGUGACUAAGACCAUAUAGUGCAUAACCCGCCUUUAGUGAAAAGACACAAAAAAGUGCUAAAGGUUACGUUACAUUUGUCAUUUUAUAUUAUAAGUACUUUCAAAUGCCUACGCAUUUUGGAUUAUAGUGAAACUAAGAUACUUACAAGCGAAAAAACUAUAUGAUUUGCACAAAUACAUAACAUAGGCCAAUGGAUACGCCAAAGAUAUUGUAUACAACUGUAUACAUUUGAAGUGACGGGGAAGAAAAUAGCGCUUAGUCUCAAAGUUUUUAGAAAAGGUAAUAAACACGGACUAAUAUGAUGAAAUAUAUCUGUAAUAUUAUGUAAAGAACUCUCAAAAUCAAUUUAUUGAAAAUCGACACGUUCAGUUGGGAGAUUCGGAUAUUCUAACCUCUUCCUUGAACAUCCCAUUUUCCUUUAUCCGUUCCUAUACUCACCUGUCCCACGGGGUAAUAAUGUCAGUACAUCCAAUUGGUUUCACGUGGCAUAUUCCCAAAAGUGAUGACAACGUUCGAUAAUAAACACAAAGGAUUUGGUUAUUCAGUUGAACCUAAGAAAUAGCAACAUCGAAAUCAAGGCUUACAAAGUUUUUAACAAGUUUUUUACAUUAAAUAUAUAGAUGUAGAUAACAGAAGAAUUUUUAAAAAUUUUCGUUACAUUAAAAAAGUGAAGAAAAAAUAAAAAAAAUAUAUACAAUCAGCUUUAAGUUUAACUGGAACUACUUUAUACUGUUAAAUUCGUUUUUCAUUUCGUAAAAUAGCCACAAGUUUGUUAAAUUUUAGCUAGAAUGAAAUUUUAUGUAAUUUAGUUAUUUUUGAUCAUGCACAAAACUAUAAAUAUUUUGUGUAUCAUUAUAUCGCUGUUAGUAUAAAUGAUUGUAAUUCGGCUAAUUUUUAUGUCAACUCGAUUACAUAGCAAUCAUAUAAACUAACCUAGUACUUACUGUGAGUAAAAUUGUUAAGGUAUGCUGAUAUUGUUACAAAAAUGUACAUAACGAUUUAUUAGUUAAAUUGUGUAGCGUUACUGUUGUUGACAGACUGAUAGUUAUUGUAAAACAGUAGAUAAGCAAAAUGAAAUUUACGUAAUACGACAAAAAUAUUAAUAUUGUGUAAUAUGUAUUACAGAAUGUCUUAUGUAAGAUUUUGGACUAUUAAUAAUGCUUUGUACCUUUGUAAGUUUAAUCAUUGUCGCUGAAAUCAGAUGAAAAUAAGACGAAUGCUAUAGAGAGUAAAAUUUAGAUACUUUCUUUAAAAAAAUGCAAAAAAUACACAGAAGUGUAAUUUAACAUAAUUUUGUAUUCUGGGUAAUAAUGAAUGCUUGUUCAAAUUAUGUCAUGGGAACGACUAAAUUUCAAAAUGAAAUAAUAUGUCAUUACCUUUAAUCAAAAAAUAUACAGUUAGAACAUGUACUAAUUUUUAUUCAGCCAUUUUACCGUGGGUAAAUGGGCUUAAAGUUACUGCUAUUUUUGUCAUAAUAAUAAAAACUUAAAUGACCUUGGUCUAAUAAAGUAUACACAUUUUUGUACAUUUAAAAUCAUCUAUAACAAUUUUUUUUUUUAUGUAAACAUAUUUCUUUUUUUACACUAUAUAGCAAAAACAAAGAAUUAUAUUGCUUUAAGAGCUUUGUACUUAAUUGAAUGAUAUUAUGAACACAUGUUAUGUGAUUUGGAUAUUGUAAUUCACCGAUAACAUGUAGAUAAUUUUACAUUUUAUUUUUAUACUCCUUAAAUAAGAAUAAUUUAUAAUUGUCAAUUAAUGUUUAACUAAAAAUAAAUAGAAUAAAGCAUAGCUCCAUUCAAUUUAAUAAAAUAUGUGUGACA
Danaus plexippus (monarch butterfly) is the source of this 5358-nucleotide messenger RNA. RefSeq names its product glutamate receptor-interacting protein 1 (gene Grip). Gene Ontology annotation, molecular function: protein binding. The record is from RefSeq and is a predicted model, not a curated record. The coding region runs from base 245 to 3556 and encodes 1103 amino acids. Gene Ontology annotation, biological process: neurotransmitter receptor transport, endosome to postsynaptic membrane. NCBI's taxonomy places the organism in Eukaryota, Metazoa, Arthropoda, Insecta, Lepidoptera, Nymphalidae. The transcript is spliced from 18 exons.